Fukomys damarensis (Damara mole-rat) is the source of this 2917-nucleotide messenger RNA. RefSeq names its product major facilitator superfamily domain containing 6 (gene Mfsd6). The record is from RefSeq and is a predicted model, not a curated record. Gene Ontology annotation, cellular component: plasma membrane. The coding region runs from base 369 to 2783 and encodes 804 amino acids. Gene Ontology annotation, biological process: antigen processing and presentation of exogenous peptide antigen via MHC class I. The transcript is spliced from 7 exons. Lineage: Eukaryota; Metazoa; Chordata; Mammalia; Rodentia; Bathyergidae.
GCGCCCAGCGCCGCUUCCCUUCCUUCGCCCUCCCCGGGUAGACAGGUGGACUAGUUCCCGGGACGGCCAGCACCCGGGCGCCCUGCUUCCCACAGGCAAAACCGCAGCUUUCCUCUCAUCCGGAUGUCCAGCAAGCCCCUCACGGAAGCGCUGGAACGUGUGGCCGGUGUCCGGGGCCCAUUUUCUCCGGUGUCAAAUGGUACCGCUGCCGAAUUUCGCCUUCACCUUUGUAGAAGUCCAGGGUGGGUGUCCACCUGCCCUCUUCAGCGGGGUGGAUGUGAAGUGGGCGCACACAGUGGAUGGGCCAGCGCCGGGCGAUGAAGGCUGAUCAGUGAUCAAAAUUCUGCAGGAAGACUGUAAAUUUUCUGAUGGUGGUGGUAACCAUGGCAGCAGAUGAUAAAGUUGCUAUCUUGACUGAUGAUGAAGAGGAACAGAAGAGAAAAUAUGUGCUUGCUGAUCCCUUCAAUGGUAUUUCCAGGGAACCCGAACCACCUUCAAAUGAAACACCUUCCUCCACAGAAACAUCUGCUAUUCCGGAGGAGGAAAUAGACUGGAUAGAGAAACAUUGUGUGAAAAUAAACAACGAUCUUCUAAUUUCCAAAGUUUUUUAUUUUUUCUUUUACUCCGCCUAUGGCUCUCUUUACCCACUUCUGCCUGUGUAUUAUAAACAGCUGGGAAUGUCACCAAGCCAGAGCGGACUUCUCGUAGGCAUCCGGUACUUCAUUGAAUUCUGUAGUGCUCCUUUUUGGGGGGUGGUUGCAGAUCGCUUCAAAAAAGGCAAAAUUGUCCUCCUCUUUUCUCUUUUGUGUUGGGUUUUGUUCAACCUGGGCAUCGGAUUUGUCAAACCUGCUACCUUGAGAUGUGUACCAAAGAUCGCCCCAACAGCUCACCCCACCAACGCAAGUCACCUGUCAACCGUCCUGCCAGCAAAUUCCUCUGCGCUCUCUUUCCUUAACACAUCACCAAAAAUGCGUGAGAAGAGGAACCUGCCUAGUUCUGAUUGGCCACCAACUUUACAAAUGGGGCUUGAUAUCCCAGAGGCGGAUAUCUUUGCAAUGCCUUCAGCCAGGACCACUGAACCCAGUUUGCAGCCCCAGACAGGUGAAAUGACUGACCGUGUUAUGGACUUGAUCUUGAACACAAGCACAGUAACCCCCAUCCCCACAGGAAAUGUAACCAGGGAGACAACCACUGCUGCUGUCACCACCACCAAAUCCUUACCUCCUGCUCAAGUCUCUCUUGUUUAUGACCAACAGGAAGUGGAAGCUAUAUUCUUGGUGAUCUUAGUAGUUGUCAUAAUAGGAGAAUUUUUCAGUGCCUCUUCUGUCACGAUUGUAGACACGGUGACACUCCAGUAUCUGGGGAAACACAGAGACCGCUAUGGACUGCAGCGUAUGUGGGGGUCCCUGGGCUGGGGCCUGGCCAUGCUGUCCGUGGGCAUCGGCAUUGACUACACCCACAUAGCAGUGCUUAUCGAUGGGAAGGGGUGUAAGCCCCCGGAGUACAGGAACUACCAGAUCGUCUUCAUCGUCUUUGGAGUUCUCAUGACCAUGGCCUUGAUCGUGGCUACUCAGUUCCGGUUCCGCUACAACCACUUCAAAAACAGCGAUAACAGAGGAAAAGAGGUAGAGAUCCCGCAGGUGGAAAGGAAUGCCUCCACGGAGUCUUCUGAGGAGACACCGUCUGCCGCAAGCCACUCACAAACCUUCAACUUUUGGGACUUAAUCAAACUUCUGUGCAGUGUGCAGUAUGGCUCCGUGUUGUUCGUGGCUUGGUUCAUGGGUUUUGGCUACGGCUUCGUGUUCACCUUUCUGUACUGGCAUUUGGAAGAUCUGAAUGGAACCACAACCCUCUUCGGGGUCUGUUCAGUCCUGAGCCACGUGUCGGAGCUGACAGCGUAUUUUUUUAGUCACAAGCUUAUUGAAUUGAUCGGCCACAUCAGGGUUCUGUAUAUUGGUCUGGCCUGCAAUACUGCUCGCUAUAUUUAUAUUUCCUACCUGGAAAAUGCCUGGACUGUGCUCCCCAUGGAAGUUCUUCAAGGGGUGACCCACGCAGCCAUCUGGGCGGCCUGUAUCUCGUACCUCAGUGCGGCCGUGCCCCCUGAGCUGCGGACGUCUGCCCAGGGCAUUCUGCAGGGGUUGCACCUGGGCCUGGGGCGAGGCUGUGGCGCCAUGAUCGGAGGUGUGCUAGUCAACUACUUUGGGGCUGCUGCAACCUUCCGGGGAAUUGGCAUGGCCUGCCUGGUGAUCCUCCUGCUCUUUGCCCUGAUCCAGUGGCUGGCAGUGCCAGAUGAGGAGGAAGACAAGACAAUGUUGGCAGAAAGGAUUCCUGUUCCCUCCAGUCCUGUUCCCAUAGCAACCAUCGACUUGGUGCAGCAACAGCCAGAAGAUGUCAUGCCACGCCUUGAGCCCAGACUUCCGCCCAAGAAAACCAAGCACCAGGAAGAGCAGGAAGACGUGAACAAACCAGCUUGGGGGGUCAGCUCUUCUCCCUGGGUGACCUUCGUCUACGCACUGUACCAAAUUAAAGAGAUGAUGCAACUGACAAGAGAAAACUGGGCUUCUGAGAUCCAGCCUUUACAGGUGACCAGUGAGAAUCAGGCGAAUUCCCCAGCAGAGGGAGCUCAGCACAUCCCUCAUGAGCCCCGCUCUGACCCACCUAGCAGCCAGCCACCCCCUGCUGCAGCAGCAUCUCCACCGCAGACCAGCGCUGCCCACGCCGGUGGGGACCUGAGCGGGGACCCUGAGAAGCCUUGGGCUCCGCCUGCUGCGGGAGGACCCUGAGGGCAUCCUGCGCAUCUCAGCCUGCAUGGAACCUGGCUCCUUGGCCCGGGCAGAGGGCGCAGCCCCCGCCUGAACACACUGCAUACGCUUCUCCAGCUCUCAACUCGCCAACGUGACGCACACACACCUGAGCU